AGUUGUUUCCGUCUCACCUGCUAGGUGAAUUAAUUGUUGACUUUCUUUAAAAUAGAAAUUAUGCGGAAUAUCUUUUUUUUGGGAACGACGUUGUUUUCGAUCGGUAUGAUAAAGCAAAAAUCACGGACUGAAAAUGUGAUCGAUAAAUCAGUCAAAAUAUUUCAACUCUGCUAUGUGUCUCCUCAUUCAGUUCGUUCAUGGCUUAAAGCGCGACUGGGUGUCACAGUGUCAGUUAUGGUUAGUGUUUCCUACAUUCUUCUGCUGUUAUUGGUUGAGGGAUGCUUCAGUGCUUCGGUUGUGAGUGGCAAUGGUACCAAUAACAGAACACUGUCUAGGAGAAAGCGACUUUUGUUGUUUCCAAUUAAUGCUCAGGUUGUGAUUACACUAGCCGCCGCCAAGUUACUAAUCUUCAAAGGUCCCGGCGGUAACUAUUUGAUCUCGGAAUUUGAUAUGUACUACCCACUGCCAGACUACCGCUACAGAAUUUCAUCGCUGCGGUUAGGACAAAUCGCAAUGCUACCAAAUGAACCGAAACCGAAUCCACCUGUCCCGCAACCAGCACCAGUGUCGAUUCCGAUGGAGAUGGAUUCUAGUCAGACCUCGGUGGAUGAUCCCACCACCCACCACGAUGAGCCAGAUCAUCAUUAUGGUCAUGAAUUGACAUCGGCGGAGCUUCAACAGUACCUGAAAGACCACCCGGAAACGUGGAUUCCUCCUGGUUACGGUAAGGAAAGAUCAGAUCAGAUCCACUCGAUUGAAUCUCAGCCAUCGCACAACCGUACGUACGUCAAACCAAAUGGUUACGAUGAGCAAUCCUGGAAUAAUUUCCAUGAUGUGGAUGAUCACACUCAGGCAAUCAACAUGUGGCACACGAAUCCGACGGAAUAUGUUGAGCGUUAUUUCCCACGGAAAAAGCGGUCACUCGGUGGUGGAUUCGACUAUCUGCUAGAUGAGGAAGAAGAUCGAUUCGGUAUCAACCAGCAUCGCGAUUGGGAACAUUUUUAUCACUAUCGGGAACGGCGGGAACUGUUCCACACGUUGGAGAAGGAGAUUGGCGAAAGAUUCGAUUUUCCAAUGAAAGCCUGCAUUCUGAGAUCGAUCUGCGAGGUACGUGGAUUUAUGUUGCCACCAGGGAAAUCCAUGAUAAUGGACAUUGCUCGAGCUGUCUUUAGUGUACCAUUGAAAGAAGAGUUGGAGGAUGAGUACAGUGCUGAAAUGAGAAAUGAAAAGGUCAACUGUCAUCUACUGUAUGGGGAAAAGUGUCCGUUUAGUAUCGUUCAUUUGAUGUUGUUCGGCCAGUUGGUUUGGAAAUAA
This is a messenger RNA of Topomyia yanbarensis, 1314 nucleotides long. RefSeq lists its product as uncharacterized. The record is from RefSeq and is a predicted model, not a curated record. The transcript has 4 exons. Bases 61 to 1314 code for a protein of 417 amino acids. Lineage: Eukaryota; Metazoa; Arthropoda; Insecta; Diptera; Culicidae.